AUGGUAGAGGUCGGUGUUGACACAUCGCCAUCGUCGUCGCUCGUUGAGGACGUAGUUGAGGACGUAGUUGGUGUUAUAGUUGGUGCUAUAGUUGGUGCUAUAGUUGAUGACAUAGUUGGGCUCAGUGUAGGUGUAGCAGACGUAGUUGAUGAUGGCUUUGACUUGGUAGUGCGUCUAGGCGAAGUUGGCGGCGGCGUAUCGAACGGUAUUCUGGAAAAGGUCCCUGGCCGUGGAAAGCUAAUUGAGGAACUGGUUUGCGCUGAUGUGGGUGACUGCCUGUUACCGCAAAUCGCAAUUACGAGCCUUCCUUUUUGUGCCUGGUCUAACAACGAAGUUGACCCAGUCCUGGCCAAAACGCAUGAGUCCCGAAUUUUCGUCUCUACUUCCAGGAUUCUGCUUAUGCAGGUGGAGGAGCAAGUUUUGCCUUCGCCAAAGUCCUCCAUGGAGCAACCUCGCAGUGGUGUAUUGUAUGCGGAGGCGCAUCCCAAUGGUAAUGACAUGGUGGAUAUUGACUCGAAAUUUGUCAGGGUCAAGAGUGAGCCCGAUGCCUCCACGGCCAACAGCAGCACCACGCACAAGGUAUUCGCUAGGUUUAAUAGACUUCUUGCCAUUACUGCAACUGCACAGGCGUGA
This is a messenger RNA of Metarhizium acridum CQMa 102, 633 nucleotides long. RefSeq lists its product as uncharacterized. NCBI's taxonomy places the organism in Eukaryota, Fungi, Ascomycota, Sordariomycetes, Hypocreales, Clavicipitaceae. The record is from RefSeq and is a predicted model, not a curated record.